CCGGGUAGUGUAUUUCUCAUGAUCGCUGGGUAAUUAUUUUUGAGUUGAAUAAGACAAGAAGUGAAAAAUGUCGAAUUCUCAUUUAUUUAUGAAAUCAGGCUUCCCUAGAGCCCCUCUUCAGAAUGGAGUGGGCAGGUAUAUUUGCCAGCUACAGAGAUUAACUCUGAAAUAUUGCAAACAUCAUGGUGCGAGCAAAGGAAUGAGGGAUUUCCUUGAAAAUAGCCUCUUGGACUAUGCAAAAACAAAUCCUGGAGUUGUUUUAUAUGUAAAGCCAAGAAGACAUCGUUCGCCAGUCAUUGUAGCUGAAUACUUAAACGGGGAGAGGCAGUGGAUUAAUUGUGCCAAUCGUCCUCAUGAGGAGAUUAUUAAAUGGAUGGAAUUGCUGAGGAAGCAGAACAGUGAUUCCUCAGCUAUUAGAUGGCGUAAACUUUGGCAAACCAAUGUUCCAUCAAUUCAAGGCAUUUGGACACCUUUUACUCACCGCAAUCCAGCGUACAAUCUGGCUCAAUUUCCCAGUGAUGCCCUCAGGGAGCCAAUUGAGUGGCCAAAGUCAGCUACUGACGCUCUCUUGGAGAUGUUUGAGAAGCAAAAAAUUACAGAAACAAAUUCAAAAGAGUAGUACAAUAUUUUUUUGUUAGAAUAAAAUUAGAUGAAAAAAAAUUAAAUUACUUUUAGCCCUUUUA
This is a messenger RNA of Phlebotomus papatasi, 683 nucleotides long. It is a transcript of the gene mRpL43, whose product is annotated as 39S ribosomal protein L43, mitochondrial. Gene Ontology annotation, cellular component: mitochondrial large ribosomal subunit. Lineage: Eukaryota; Metazoa; Arthropoda; Insecta; Diptera; Psychodidae. The record is from RefSeq and is a predicted model, not a curated record. Gene Ontology annotation, molecular function: structural constituent of ribosome. Gene Ontology annotation, biological process: mitochondrial translation. The transcript is spliced from 3 exons. The coding region runs from base 68 to 619 and encodes 183 amino acids.